AUGGGCAAGGAUUACUACAAAGUAUUGGGAAUUGCAAAGGGGGCCAGUGAUGACGAGAUUAAGAAGGCAUACCGUAAAAUGGCUUUGAAAUAUCAUCCAGACAAAAACAAAGAACCUGGUUCAGAAGCAAAAUUUAAGGAAGUAGCAGAAGCAUACGAUGUAUUGUCGGAUCCAAAGAAGAAAGAGAUAUAUGAUAAAUUCGGAGAAGAUGGAUUAAAAGGAGGAGAGGGAGGAUUCGGAUGUCCUGGUGGUGUGCAUUACGAAUUCCAAGGAGACCCGAUGCAAAUGUUUGCACAGUUCUUUGGUGGUAGUGAUCCAUUUUCUACAUUCUUUGCUAGUGGAUCCACUACUGGUGGUAGUGGACCGCAACUUUUCUUCUCAACUGGUGGCGAUGAUAUGCAUUUCGACUUUCCAGGAAUGCCUUUUGCUAUGGGUGGUCAUUCACGGCGCCAGCGUCAAGAUCCUGUUGUGCAGCAUGAACUAUUGGUCUCUCUAGAGGAUAUUUAUAAGGGCUGUACCAAAAAAAUGAAAAUUACAAGGAAGGUGUUAGCUCCCGAUGGGCAGUCAACAAGGAUAGAAGAUAAAGUACUGACAAUCAAUAUUAAGCCUGGUUGGAAGAGUGGAACUAAGAUCACGUUUCCCAAAGAAGGAGACCAACAUCCAGGGCGUGUUCCUGCUGACAUAGUGUUUGUUAUCAAAGACAAGCAUCAUCCUAAAUUCAAGCGAGAAGGUGCGGAUAUCCGAUAUGUACACAAGCUGGCGCUACGCGACGCUCUAUGUGGAACGGUUGUUCAUGUACCAACUUUGGAUGGUACGACAUAUCCGAUGCGUAUCAACGACAUCAUUAGACCAAAUACUUCUAGAAGGUUGACAGGGCAAGGCUUACCGAAUCCUAAAAUGGCUGGACGACGAGGUGAUUUAAUUGUUGAGUUUGAUGUGAAAUUUCCAGAUUCACUUCCAUUAGCAUCGAAAGAACUGAUAAUGAAUGCAUUGCCAGCGUGA
Messenger RNA from Brugia malayi, 1002 nucleotides. It is a transcript of the gene Bma-dnj-13, whose product is annotated as DnaJ homolog subfamily B member 4, putative. Gene Ontology annotation, biological process: negative regulation of transcription by RNA polymerase II. Gene Ontology annotation, cellular component: cytosol. The transcript is spliced from 7 exons. The record is from RefSeq and is a predicted model, not a curated record. Gene Ontology annotation, molecular function: protein-folding chaperone binding. Lineage: Eukaryota; Metazoa; Nematoda; Chromadorea; Rhabditida; Onchocercidae. The coding region runs from base 1 to 1002 and encodes 333 amino acids.